CAGCUAGCUGCGAGAGGCGUGAGACAGUUUCUGUGUCUGAGACUGUUUCUGAGACUGUCUCUGUGUCUGUGUCGUGGCUCUGCUUUUGUUUUAUAACCCAACAUGAAUCUACCGAAGGGACCAGACUCUUUGUGCUUCGAUAAGGAUGUUUUUAUGAAGGAUGACUUUGACGUCGACCAGUUUGUGGCCGAGUGUCGCAAACAGGUCCAGCUGGAGGAGAUGAGAGAGGACCUGGAGCUUUACUACAAGCUGCUGAAGACAGCCAUGGUGGAGCUCAUCAACAAGGACUACGCCGACUUUGUUAACCUCUCCACCAACCUGGUGGGGAUGGACAAAGCCCUCAAUCAGCUUUCUGUGCCACUCGGACAGCUACGAGAGGAGGUUAUGAGUCUGCGCUCCUGUGUUAGUGAAGUGAUUCAGGCUAUAGACAGCCAGCUGUCCAAACAGGAAGAUCUGCAGAAAAAAAAGGUGUGUGUAUUGAGGCUGAUUCAGGUGGUGCGCUCAGUGGAGAAGAUUGAGAAGAUCCUCCACUCACAGAACUCCAAGGAAUCCAGCUCUCUGGAGAUCAGCAGUCCCUUGUUAGCAGGUCAGAUCCUGGAGAGGAUUGCUACAGAAUUCAACCAGCUGCAGUUCCACGCUGUGCAGAGUAAAGGCAUGCCCCUUCUGGACAAAGUCAGACCUCGCAUUGCAGGGAUCACCUCCAUGCUGCAGCAGUCUCUGGAGGGCCUACUGAUCGAGGGUCUGCAGACAUCCAAUGUGGACAUGGUGCGUCACUGCCUGAGGACAUAUGCCACCAUAGACAAGACUCGAGAUGCAGAGGCCUUAGUAGGCCAGGUGCUGGUUAAACCAUAUAUGGACCAGGUGAUUGUAGAAGAGGUGGUGAAGUCCAGCUCAAAUGGUCUCCAGCUGAUGUACUCCAGACUGUUGGAUUUUGUUCCUCAUCACUGUAGACUACUUAGGGAGGUUACUGGAGGAGCCAUAUCCAGUGACAAAGCUGACACAGUGCCAGGUUAUGAUUUCCUGGUGAACUCUGUGUGGCCGGAGAUGAUCAAAGGGAUCGAGGAGAGGUUGGCGUACCUCUUCAACCCUGGAAACCCCGACAUAUUCUUUGAGCGUUACAGCGCGAGCAUGGAGUUUGUGCGGAAGUUCGAGCGUCAGUGCAGCUCGCAGGCCAGUGUGAAGAGACUGAGAGUACACCCCUCAUAUACCAGCUUCCACAACAAAUGGAACCUCCCUGUCUACUUUCAGCUACGGUACAAGGAAAUAGCAGGAAGUCUGGAGAAUGCCAUAAGUGAUGGACUAGAGGCGGCACCAGCUGGCAGUGCAUACCACCUGCAGGUAUCUGAGGUGUUGUGCUCCUGUCUAGUGAGAUGUUGGUCAGACAAAGUCUAUCUGUCACCUCUGGCUCAUCGCCUCUGGAAGCUCACGUUGCAGCUCUACGCACGAUAUGCCAAGUUUCUUGAUGAGGUAUUGACCAAGACCCCAGCCCCAGAAGUGACUAAAGAGCCAACCAGGCCUCUGCCGAGCUCAGCCUCCUCCACCUCCAGCCGAACAUCAAUGGAUGAGGGCGGUAGCGAGAGUGGGAGUCCUACCUCCCUGUCCACCAAACAACUGGUCUAUAUUGCAGCUGACAUCCAAAAGCUGCAGGAGCAGGUAUCAGAGUUGUCACAGAUGGUCAGACGGCGGUUAGAGGCCAUUGGAUUCAAAAAUUUUGCUGUUGUGGAAGAUGCUUUAUUAGACUCCAAGGCUUGCCUGUCAAGUAGCAUCCCCACUCUGAACACCAGGAUGACCCAGCAUCUGACUGAACGCAGUUGCCGCUUCCUGAAGAGUGCCUCUGAGGUUCCACGGCUCUACCGCAGAACUAAUAAGGAUGUGCCUGUGCGUGCAUCAGCCUACAUGGACAACGCCUUACGUCCUUUACAUCAGCUGCUGACUGACUCAACAGGUCUAGUCACCCCGUCUACGGCACAAGAGUGGCUGCGAGUUGCACUGUCAGAUUGCACACAGAGGUACUAUGAGACCAUCUCAGAGGUGCUGAGUUCAGUAAGAAAGAUGGAGGAGAGUCUGAAGCGACUAAAGCAAGCCAGAAAGGGUGCAACCACGACUACCACGACGGGAGCGAACGGUGGCCUUACAGACGACGGCAAGAUCCGACUUCAGCUGGCACUGGAUGUGGAAUACCUGGGGGAACAGAUCCAGAAGAUGGGUCUUCAGCCAAGUGACAUCCCCGUGUUCUCCACUCUGAUGGACCUUGUGAAAGAGGCCAGAGAACUCGCUGAACACAACCAGUAAAAAGGAUUACCAAGAAAGCUACAGGACUCUGAGAGUUGUGCAAGUUAUACAAGUCAUCAUUACACACAACAAAGUGACUGAAAAAAAUGUCACCAAUAUACACUAUAUCUAAAUCAAAGUCUUAAUUAAUACAUUAUAUAGUUAGAGUUUUUAAUCAUAGAUUUUCUAGUAUUCAUCGAUAAGAUGUAAUGUAGAAGAUACGGAUGUCACUCUAUGAAUUUCACUACAUUAUCAAAAGAAUUCACAGUAUCUGUAUUAUUGCGAUAUCUAUAGCUGUCAGUCAAAUUCUACUUAACUGUAACAAUGAUAACCAGCAUAAAGGUGCAUUACUGCCAUGUACUAUAUAAGUAAGAACAGAAAUUGUUGCUUGAUUGUUAACAUGUUGUUAUCAUAUGUGUAUUAUUAACACAAUAUCAAUAUUUCACCUUUAAAUAUCAUGAUUAUUAUUGUCAAUAUCGGUAUAACAUGACACCACAUGUUCGGGUAGUGCAUUACUUGCUUGACUCGUAAUAGUUAAUCAAUUAUGAAGAUGUUUUAAAUUGAAAUGAAUAAUCUUUUUAUUAUUGUUUUGCAGAGAACACUGCAUUAUCCCUCAAGUAAUUGAUAUUCUUUAACCGAGUGACCUCUCCAUGUUCUCCACUCUGAUGGAAUAUAUACGAGUGUAUAUAGAAUAUAUAGGAGUAAGUGACAAGAUGUGAUUCUGAGAAAUUACAGUCUUGUGUUUAGCUAGUUGGUGUACAGUAGUUGAUGAUAUGGUUCCCAAAAUAGAUAAUUGUCUAAAUAAGUAGGUGUCUAAUCCCUAUUUCCACUCUCAGCAAUAAAUGGUCAUAAAUCUCUAACAAGAGAGUUGAAUAACAUCUAGUGCAUCAAUUCCCUGCAGUCCGGUUUUGUAGGCUUCUCUCUUCUGACCUGUUAAAGUAACGCCUAUCAAUACAAAACUCGUGAAGCAUUGCAGUGGUAAUGAAAAACAAGAUAUUGUCACUAUGAUGGGAUACAAAUGUUUUAUUACAUCAAUCACAAAUCGUAACAAAACAAAAAUAAACUCUUAGUUACAAUAUACAUCGUCAUUAGUCUUUCAUCACUGAGCCUCGUGGUUUCUGUACCUACUCUACUGAAAAAUACUGUACAGAACUCUGCUGUAAUAAAUUUUACAGGAAGAAAAAAAAAA
Molecule: messenger RNA, 3460 nt
Organism: Larimichthys crocea (large yellow croaker)
Lineage: Eukaryota; Metazoa; Chordata; Actinopteri; Sciaenidae
Gene: cog2
Product: component of oligomeric golgi complex 2
Exons: 19
Coding region: 103-2292 (729 amino acids)
Biological process (GO): protein transport; intra-Golgi vesicle-mediated transport; Golgi organization
Cellular component (GO): COG complex; membrane
Source: RefSeq, a predicted model, not a curated record